Messenger RNA from Drechmeria coniospora, 396 nucleotides. RefSeq lists its product as uncharacterized. Bases 1 to 396 code for a protein of 131 amino acids. The transcript is spliced from 2 exons. Lineage: Eukaryota; Fungi; Ascomycota; Sordariomycetes; Hypocreales; Ophiocordycipitaceae. The record is from RefSeq and is a predicted model, not a curated record.
AUGCAUAUUCCGGGAGCUCAGACGAUGGCCGCGCUCAUGGCCCUUGGCGGCCUUGCACCAACUGGCGACUAUGUCGCCAAAGGAACGGUGCUCGACUACGCCGUCGAAGCGUGCCUCGACGCCGACGGAAACGUUCGUUGCUCCAAGCCUUUUUCCGUCCUACGCGACUCCUGCUACACCAUCAGCUGGACCACCUCCGGUACCCUCUCCCACACCACGGCCGAGUUCCGCGACGCUGCCACGGGCGAAAUCGUCUUCUAUCGCGAUACGGACGGCCCCUGGUUCCCCGCGAAGCCUGAACUCGUCUAUCUCGACUUCAAACCGAAGAUGUGGUGGGCGGGAAACGAUACGGUCGACUACGAGGUCAAAAUGUGCGACAAGGUCAAUGAUCUGUAG